Molecule: messenger RNA, 1679 nt
Organism: Suillus subaureus
Lineage: Eukaryota; Fungi; Basidiomycota; Agaricomycetes; Boletales; Suillaceae
Product: kinase-like domain-containing protein
Exons: 3
Coding region: 168-1574 (468 amino acids)
Biological process (GO): protein phosphorylation; intracellular signal transduction
Molecular function (GO): protein serine/threonine kinase activity; ATP binding
Source: RefSeq, a predicted model, not a curated record
GACCACGACGUCAACGUCGAGGUAUUAAAAUUAUGCUGGUCGCUUAUUUCCCCUAAAACUAAUUCAACCUGACACUAUAACUCUUCAACCCGCCCCCUAAAUUCAACAUUUUAUCUCUCAUCUUGUUUGAAACUGCUUCCUUCCGACACAACCUAGUAGCAGCAACCAUGAACUAUCAACAGGAAGCGCUCCCAGUUCCAGACUUGUCUGGUCAGUCUGUUGGUGAUGGUCGUUUCAAGUUGGUUGAGUUGAUUGGCUUCGGUGCCUCCGGAACUGUCUAUCGCGCUCUCGACACUCAGUCAGACCCAUGUGAUCCUGUAUACUAUGCCAUCAAGUGCUUGCUAAACACGGAACUCUCCCGAGAUAGUCUUGUGUGGCAGAAACGGGAGAUCGCAUGUCACUGGUUGGUAUCCAGGUCGUCGUCACCACAUAUAUGCAAGCUUCACCAAAUCAUUGAAGAGGGACUAUACAUAUAUUUCGUACUCGACUACUGCCCUGGUGGUGACCUCUUUGCGGCCAUCAAGUUGCGAACGUAUGAGGGUAAUGUCCCGCUCAUUAAGAAGGUAUUCAUUGAGCUUCUCGAUGGCGUACAAGCCUGUCAUUCCAUUGGCGUAUAUCACCGUGAUUUGAAACCAGAGAACAUUCUCUGUGUCGAGCCAGGGUUGGGCGUCCGUAUUGCAGAUUUUGGACUGUCGACCACCAAACUUAUCAGUCGAGAAUUCAACGUAGGCAGUUGGGAUUACUUGAGUCCUGAAUGUAACUUUGAGACGGGGAGCCCUCAUUACUCGUCGCUUCACUCGGACAUCUGGUCGUUGGGUGUUAUUCUUGUGAACAUGGUCUCGGGUCGUUCUCCUUGGGGACCCGCGACGCCUUCAGAUCAAAAUUUUCAGAAAUAUAUUAACAACCCUAACUUCCUUCUUGAGGUCCUUCCUAUUUCAAGAUCUUUCAAUGAAAUCCUCAAGCGAAUAUUUCACCUACGAGAAUCUGCACGGAUUAGCCUUACGAGGCUCAGAGAAGAGAUCAUAAACCUUGAUACCUUCUACCCCAGCGAAGCCGAGUUCUACAACGCCUCAGAGAACGCACGAGAACCCACUCGCAAGUAUACUACGUACUCCCCACAUCAAGCCAUGGCUGGCUACACAUGUGUUGAAGUUUCCUGCUGGUCAUCAUACUCUUCUGCUGAUAACAGAGCCCCGCAGCCUCAGUGGGAUCACCGCAGUUCUGCACCAGCAGUCCAACGGCCUGGCGACAUUACCGGAGUUGAGAGGACGUCCUCACAUCUUCGCAUAUACGAUGGCGGUCAAUCUUUGGCUCCCCUAUCUCGAUGUUCUACGUGUUCUGUUUCUGAGAGCGAAAGAUCCAUUACUCCGGAAACUCACCUCCAUGAGCCUAUGAUACACUCGUCCGACCUAAAAGGGCUUAUGUUCUAUUCUCUACCUCCUCCCUCAUAUAUUCAUCCAAGUUAUUUCUGCGAGAUUUGUCUGCCAUCAUUUUCCCCGAAAACAGGGAUGGACUUUGACAUUUCAAAUUGCGUGGAUACUGGGGGAAGGAUGCAGACAGUCUCGACGAUAUAAGGGUUGUAGCGGGAGAACUUCCAAUAUUUAUUACCAUUCGUUAAGAUAGAAGCUGUAUUGAAUACGCUACACUUGUCUCUUUAAUCGUGACUUACUUCGAAACCC